Molecule: messenger RNA, 2039 nt
Organism: Epinephelus lanceolatus (giant grouper)
Lineage: Eukaryota; Metazoa; Chordata; Actinopteri; Perciformes; Serranidae
Source: RefSeq, a predicted model, not a curated record
AUGGAUCACGUGUUGCAAGUCAACCUGUCCGAGUCUGACUCCGACGACUUGUACGACUCUCUGCUCGAUCCAGGUGAUCCUCUGACUCAGUUCCAGCAACCGUUCAACCGUGGGAGCCAGCGGCAGUCUUCUCCUCCUUCCCGCAGCGGUGCAGCGACCAGUCGACCUCGCCGCUCCCGCGGCGCUCCGCCGCGCUCCACUCGGCCAUCUCCACCACGUCCACAACAAGAGCCCAACAUCAGGGAUUGGACCAUCGCCCGGCUCCAGCGGUUCCUGAGGGCAAAAAACAUCCCCUUCCACCGCAGCGACAACAAGUCCAGGCUGUUCCAGCUCUAUUCAGCCGCUGCCCGGGCUCCCGAGACCACAGCUCACUUUCUCAAGCCGGCUGCACUUCCGGGUCGCCCUCCGAGGCCUACUCCCGCCAGCGUCACCGUCGGUGACAUCACGGCGCCUCCGCCACUCCAGCCGGAGCAGCCCAGGAGCCCCGUCCUGCAGCACAACAGGCUCCUCCGGCGGGUGUUUCACUGCCUUCCACUCUCUUUCCGACGUGUCUCUCCUUACCCCUCCCGUACCCCCCCCCCCACCCCCUCCCUUCCCCAACACCCUAAUGUUUUUUCCUCUGCUGCCGUCUACACUCUAGCCACAGCCACACCACCAGCUCUGCCAGCCUUUACCAUUCACCGCCCCUCACCCGUCUCGCACUCACUGCGCCAGCAAAUACUGUCCGAAAUCCGGACACUGGGCUCCAGACUCAGAUGUCCAUCCCACACCGAUCCCACCGUUUUCAGCAACCAUAUUCAACCAAAUCCUCAUCUGGCAAAUCUCACUCACAUCUCCCAAGAAACCAUCCUUAACAGUUUAGCACCAAGCACGCUAUCUGCCUACCUCACCGGCUGGAACUCUUUCAAGAAUUACCACGCCACUUAUCUUCUACUGUUUCCCUCUCUGGAUGCCAUGUUCAUAUGCAACUUCAUCACACACUGUCAUACCGUAACAAAGAUCCGGGCCUCCAGCAUACAAACAUAUCUAGCUGGUAUCAACUUAUUUCAUAAAUUAUCCACCGGCCUCCCUUGUCAAUCAAUCUCGCACGCUCACGUCACCAUGCUAAUCAAAGGCUUACGAAAGCACGAACCAGCGCUGACAGCCAGACGCCUCCCUCUCACCUCCGAUCUGCUCAGCUGCUGCAUACGCACUCUGCGCUCCGGUUACAUCUCUCCCACAGUCGACUUAACACUGGAAUCAAUGUUUCUACUCGCUUUCUUCGGAUUCCUGAGGUGCUCUGAAUUCGCUCCAACAUCAUCUGUCUACGAUCCUUCCCGUCAUCCCAGUCUAUCCGACAUCACCACCCACACUUCAGACUCGCUCAUAUUCAUGCUCCACAGGAGUAAAACUGAUCAGUUAGGAGUAACCUUUCCCAUCUACAUCUUCCGCCUCAACUCCUUUCUCAGCCCGCACGAGCCACUGACCAGUGCCAUUCAUUCCGCAUCGGCGCCGCCUCCUCAGCCGCCAGAUCAGGUAUUUCAGACCAAGUCAUUCAGGUCCUCGGCCGCUGGUCUUCACAAGCCUAUCAAACCUACAUCCACAAUAACCUCAAUGAUCUCCGUUUAGCACACGACAGACUAAGCCUCACUUAAUCAGACUCUUUUGGGGGCUUCCUAACAGCACGGGCUCAUCAGAACUCGAGACGGAACCCCCACACUGAGUCUCACCGCCCACAUCUACACCUCACCCAGUCCGACCCUCCAAUGAUGUCAUCUCCAUCCAUCUGCAAUCUGCACUCCCCUCCGAUGACGUCAUCUCCAUCCCGUUCAUCUGCACUCCCCCUCCGAUGACGUCAUCUCCACCCAUCCGCAAUCUGCACUCCCCCUCCGAUGACGUCAUCCCCAUCCCGUUCAUUCAUCUGCAAACCUGCACUCCCCCUCCGAUGACGUCAUCUCCAUCCCAUUCAUUCAUCUGCAAAUAUGCACUCACCUAUUCAUCACCACCUCAUUCAUAACCAUUUCUCUGACCAUACAUCUUCAUUAAAUCUUUAAACUGCA